Messenger RNA from Notolabrus celidotus (New Zealand spotty), 2982 nucleotides. RefSeq lists its product as uncharacterized. The transcript has 14 exons. Lineage: Eukaryota; Metazoa; Chordata; Actinopteri; Labriformes; Labridae. Gene Ontology annotation, cellular component: extracellular region; membrane. The record is from RefSeq and is a predicted model, not a curated record. Gene Ontology annotation, molecular function: lipid binding. Gene Ontology annotation, biological process: lipid transport; lipoprotein metabolic process. The coding region runs from base 946 to 2724 and encodes 592 amino acids.
CUGUUUACCUGAUGAUGGCCACGCUGUGUGUGACCAGCAGCACCGCGAGGACCCACAGAGUCUCCAGACUCUUCAUGUCCCCCCUUAGAGAGUAAGAUCAGACUCUGAGUUAGUCCUGUUUGUGGUCUGGUCCUGUGAGUCCCCCCUCAGAGAGUUAAACCAGACUCUGAGUUAGUCCUGUUUGUGGUCUGGUCCCCCUUAGAGAGUAGAAUCAGACUCUGAGUUAGUCCUGUUUGUGGUCUGGUCCCCCUUAGAGAGUAGAAUCAGACUCUGAGUUAGUCCUGUUUGUGAUCUGGUCCUGUGAGUCCUCCUCCUGGUCUCAGAGCUCCGUGUAGACCAGCAGUCUGAGGAAGAACCGAAGAACCUGCAGCUUCGGGGCUUUCCGCCUUUACUCGGUUUCCCCCGGGAUGCGACUCUCUGAUUGGAGGAGAGUAAUCAGGGACGCGCUCUGAUUGGCUGAGAGGAGUGGCUGUCAUGUAGCUUUGCAGACCUGCGCACGCAGUCACGAGUUUCACUGAGGGAGUGAAAUGAUUGAAAAGCAGAAAAAAUCCUCAGCACCUGAGAGGAAGCAGGUACCCCAUCACUUCCCCCCAAUCACACCUGUGAGGGUCUGCAGCUCAGGACAGAUCGCCACGCCCUGAAACACACCAACAUGCACACAGAGUCAAAGCGAGGUGCUGACAGAGGCGCAGGACGUACCUGUCAUCACCGUAUUCAGGAACCUUUUGCCGCCUUUCUUGUGCAGAAGACAAUGAACAACAAACACACUCACAGACCUGAUGGAAACGAGGAUACACACCCACACGUCUUCUUCUUCUUCUUCUCCUCGCUGGAUGACGGAGAGAGAGCAGAGAGCAGAGAUGACAUCCGUGGCCUGACGAGGCUUCAGGUAUUCAGACGCAUGGGAGAGACUCUCUGACACUGGAUUUAUAACCAGAGGACGACAUGACGCCGCCCAAACCCCCCAGGAAGAACUGGCCACUGAAGACCGCCGUCGCCUCCUCCUCUGAGGAUCCACAGAUGACCUGGGAGGGCGCCGAUGCUUCGAAGCCUGCUGUCUCAGAUGGAAGUCAGUUAGAGGUCAUUAGGAAGCCUGUCCCGCGUCCCCGGACUUUAAAAAAAACACCUAAGGAUCAGGGUAACGACACGGCAACUGACUCUGAAGACUCAACCAGCAACGCAACAAGCAACGCAACAAGCAACGCAACCAGUAACUCAACAAGCAGUGGAGAGAGUUCCCCGCUCACUGAAUCCUACGCUGACUGCAGGAAGCUUCGUCCCGUCCGUCCUCCUCCUCCAAGAGCUUCCAGCAUCUAUUUGACCUCAAGUGAACUCACAGGAAGGAGUCCUGAUGAGGACAUAAAGACAGAGACGACCGUGGAGCUUCAAGCUAACGGUACAGAGAAAAGACCACCGUCUCUUCGACCGCGACCUGAACGCCCCCCUCUUCCCUCCAUCUAUUACGACACGCUACCUUGUAAAACGAAGCUCCAUCUGGAGAGCAUCCGCGAUGAGGCUCCGGGAUCCAGAUGGUCCCAUAGCUCCAUGAGCCAAACGUCAGCCUCCCCGGCUCCCUCUGAAGAAGACGGGAGUCUCAGUGAAGCCAACGAUUCAACGGACACAGAAAGACCGGUAGUUCCGCCCCGGCUCAGGCAUUCCACCUCAGAGUAUGAAUCCUCGCCCCACCAGAUGAGACAUCCUCCACCUUCUUUCUCUCCGCCACCUCCACCUUCAGUCGGGACGCUCUCAGAGAGCAUUUACAGUGCCAUAGAAUAUCGACCCUACCUGGAUGUUCUGCCAGAGGAUAACCUCAGUUUGACCCAGAGUAGGUCAACGAUGAGCUCCACGCACGGCAGCUUCUACACUCUUUACCCGCUGACCUCAGAGGACCCAGAGGACAUUAACAUGAUGCUGAGGUGGUUGAAGCGGAUGUCCAAGUCUGACUGCAUGGCUCCAUCGCUGUACGGCCUCAGCAUCUACGAGGAGAUCAGAUCAUUUAAUGACAGAGCCAUGAACGUGCGAAAGGCCCUGCGCCUCUACAACCUCCUCCUCAUGAAACGCAACGAGACUCUGCGGGACACCAUCGCAGAGAUUACCACCCUCUGUGAAAGCCUGGACAAGGUGCACAAGAAGGCUAAAACCAUGGGCAUAGCAGGAGGAACCACGGGCGCUGUGGGAGGGGUGACUGCGGUGGUGGGGAUCGCCCUGGCGCCUGCGACCCUCGGGGCCUCGCUGAUCGCGACAGCCGUCGGCGCCGGCAUGAUGGCAUCUGCCGGAGGGAUUCACAAUCACAAUUACAAAGCUGGCAAGAAGGUGGUUAACAGGACGAUGGUGGAUAAACUGAUUUAUGGAUAUAGAUCAAACGUUGUUGACCUGGAACAAUGUCUGGAGUUUAUCCUCUCUGGGAUGAACGAGCUGCGGCGACACGACAUCCCCCGGUUACAGCGAGCGGGGGCCCCACAUGAUGCAGUCAAGAUCGCGAACCUGUCCCAGUGCGUGUUCAGGAUAACCGAAGGCAGGAAGGGAUCUCACACAGACGGGGUGGCAUCUGAGAGACUACUUCAGGCUUUUAUAAAUGACAUGGAUCAGUAUUUCUCAGAGAAGAACGAGCAGAAGCUCAAGAAGUCGACCAGGAGCAAGUUCUGUGGGAGGCUUGGUCUGCUCGUUAGAAACCUGCAGAGUGAACUGGAUCACCUGAACCGGAUGUGGGAGAUGUUCAGCUGAAGGAAGGACAACUUUGAGUGUGUGUGUGUGUGUGUGUGCGUGUGUGUGUGUGUAAGGAUGGUGUAACCUGCAGGUCGUGUUUCAGCUUCAUUUAUCAGAUAUAUUUUAUUUCAGCUGAAAGAACUCUCAGUGUUUGAGUCUGUGUGAGUGAGUGUUUGUCUCAGAUGGAUUUUUUUAUAUCAUGCCUUAUUUAUCAUGUAUAUUUUAAUAAACAUAAAAACUAAAUGAAAGAACUUUUGGCUCUGGUUAAUUUUUGAU